Messenger RNA from Rubroshorea leprosula, 915 nucleotides. Lineage: Eukaryota; Viridiplantae; Streptophyta; Magnoliopsida; Malvales; Dipterocarpaceae. The record is from the annotation of a GenBank genome assembly.
GGUCAUCAUCAAAUAAAUAAACAAUAGCUGGAGAAAAGGAAGAAAGCAGCUUUAAUCCAGUGAAAGAUGAUUCUGGUGUUUUUGUAGGUGUUCAAUUUUGCUCCCAGCAGGAGGGGUGUCCAAAUAUCUUGUUACUUGUAUGGAAAUUCAUCAAUUUGAGGGUCAGAUCAGAGUAGAGUAGCUUAUGGACUUCCUUUUUGCAGCUUAGGCAUAGCCGAAAAUGCAAACCUCAGGGUAUCAAUUCUCACCAAGUAGUGUUCCUUCAUGUAGGAAAACAAUGACAGAUUUGAUUUCUGCUGUCUGGUUGCUCAUAAGUCUCCCAUGAUCACUACUGAUGUUCCUUGAAAAGCAUAGAUAUGGUACGUUGCAGGAAAGAAAUGACUUGAGUUAUUAGUUAUGAGAAUCACAAAGCAGAAAGAUGGCAAUAAAGAUAACGUGGUUGUUUUUGGGUUUAUAUUUUUUAAGUAAACUCUAUCUGCUCAGGGAAUGUGUUGCCUAGUGGUUUCACCAUGGUAAUGCAGGAGUUUUCACAACUUGUUUUACAGAUAAACGGGUUGUUGGCAAUAACUAGAGUGCUUUUGCUAUGAAGAGACUACAGACUGAAGCAUCUUUGUUCUUCGACAUCAGUAAUGCCACAGAUUCACUAGCCUCAACAAACUCAAAGGAUUACAGGGAAGCAGAUCACUCCUUGACAAUUACCAUGUCCUGCUGCAGUCUUAGUCAUGAACACUGGACAGUCUCUUUUGGUCAUGUCCACGUAGAAAUACUUUUGAAUUAUGGACACUGAUCCUUAGAUUGAAUGAGAUUACGGUGCUAAUUACCAUGCUUUUCUUAUAGACAAAGUAGGUGGGAGUCCAAGACUCUGAAUUCAAUAAUUUCUUGUUGCAACACUGAUAUUAAAGAAUAUUGAAGUCC